AUGGCUGUUAACUUCCUUUUGUUUGUGUUCUUUUUAGCUAGUCAGUUUAUUGCUGGAUUUACCACUGAGCUACCACCUUCUGAAUAUGGAAAUGUAGUCACCAUUCUGAGUAUUGAUGGUGGUGGUAUUAAAGGAAUUAUUCCAGCAGUAAUUCUUAACCAUUUGGAAAAGGCUCUUCAGGUUAAGGAUAAAGAAGCAUCACUUGCAAAAUAUUUUGAUGUGAUAGCAGGGACGAGUACCGGAGGGCUUGUGACUGGUAUGCUCACUGCUCCUCAUCCAGAAGACCCUACUCGUCCUCUAUUCACUGCUGAAGAAAUUAUCAAAUUCUACAUCGAAUCCGGUCCUUCAAUAUUCAACGAAACUAGUGGUUGGAGUCUUAUCUACCGUGGUCCAAAGUAUGAUGGCAAGUUCCUACAUAGUUUAGCAAGUGAGUUAUUGAAAGAUACAAAACUGAGUCAAACAUUAACCAAUGUUGUUAUCCCAACAUUUGACAUCAAGAAGUUUCAUCCUGUUAUCUUCUCAAAAUUCAAGGUGAACACAGUUCCAAGCUUAGAUGCAAAAUUGUCAGAUAUAUGCAUUGGAACUUCAGCUGCACCAUUGGCACUGCCACCCCAUUACUUUGAAAAUGAUGGUGAUGAAUUCAAUUUGGUUGAUGGAGGUGCUGCUGCAACUAAUCCGGCUAUGUCUGCUGUGAGUGAAGUAAUGAAACAGAAAGGAGGGAGGCCUACAAAAAUAUUGUUGUUGUCUCUAGGAUGUGGAACUAGAGAGUCUACAAGUAUUAAUGCUAAGGAUGCAAUGAAUUUUUCAGUAUUAGAUUGGGGAUUACAUGGUCAGCCACUUGGUGCUUAUGAUUCUGCUUCUAAAGAUAUGAGUGAAUAUUACCUUGCCAAUGCCUUCCCAAACCUCCAAUCUUCUCACAACUACCUCAGAAUUCAGGAAUAUAACAUGGACCCAUCCAAUGAUGCCAUUGAUAAUGCUACAAUAGCUAACAUGGAAAAACUUGUAAAGGUAGGAGAGAGCCUUCUGAACCAACAAGUUUUGAAAAUGAAUGUGGAUACCUAUAAGCCAGAAGAAAAAGCAAACCAAGGUACAAAUUCUGAGGCUCUUGAUAAGUUGGCUGAGACUUUAUACAAAGUGAAGCAGUUUCGUCAGAAGAAGAAUAUGAUGGAGAAGUUUAUGGGACGACCACUUCUUAAAACUAUCCCAAACCCUUUUGCUACUACAAGUUAG
This is a messenger RNA of Vicia faba (fava bean), 1230 nucleotides long. NCBI's taxonomy places the organism in Eukaryota, Viridiplantae, Streptophyta, Magnoliopsida, Fabales, Fabaceae. The record is from the annotation of a GenBank genome assembly.